Messenger RNA from Thalassophryne amazonica, 1524 nucleotides. It is a transcript of the gene nkx2.3, whose product is annotated as NK2 homeobox 3. Gene Ontology annotation, biological process: regulation of transcription by RNA polymerase II; cell differentiation. Gene Ontology annotation, molecular function: RNA polymerase II cis-regulatory region sequence-specific DNA binding; DNA-binding transcription factor activity, RNA polymerase II-specific. The record is from RefSeq and is a predicted model, not a curated record. Lineage: Eukaryota; Metazoa; Chordata; Actinopteri; Batrachoidiformes; Batrachoididae. The transcript has 2 exons. The coding region runs from base 140 to 1147 and encodes 335 amino acids. Gene Ontology annotation, cellular component: nucleus.
CUGGAUUCCGUCAAGCAGACAGGAUCGACCUCAGAAGGGAGGGAUGUGAAAAACACGCAGCGCGCAGCCUUAGGAAAAGCGUCUUUUACGCACGGUCUGGAAACAAACAUCCUCGUUUUAGAGCAAGCCGUACUUUAUAAUGCUUCCGAGCCCGGUCAUCACUUCUUCCAGCACGCCCUUUUCUGUGAAGGACAUUUUGAAGUUAGAGCUGCAGCAGCAGUCUCAGCAGCUGCAGCUCAUCUCCUCCUGCCUCGGACUCUCCGGCGCGCUGGCACCGCCGGGGUCCUUCCGCUGUCACUCGCCACCCUCCUGCAUGCUGGCUGGCAGGGACAGUCCGAGCUCCAUCAGCUCCGUGCUGUCGGAGAGCGAAGAGAGGAUGUCCUAUAUCAGCACGAUGACGGCGCACGAGCGGCUUGUGGAGUCCGGCGCGUCGGCGGAGAUGUUCAGCAACCAGGCGCAGAGUAACACAGCAGAGCUGCGGCUGGAGCAGGAAGAACACCAAGAAAGCAAAAGCUGCGUUGCGCUGCGCGCUGACGGCGACGAGGCGGAGGCGGACAGAGCGGCCAGCAAGCAGCAGAGGACCAGGAGGAAACCCCGCGUCCUCUUCUCCCAGGCGCAGGUGUUCGAGCUGGAGCGACGCUUCAAGCAGCAGCGCUACCUGUCCGCCCCGGAGAGAGAACACCUCGCCAGCUCGCUCAAACUCACCUCCACCCAGGUCAAGAUCUGGUUCCAAAACAGGAGGUACAAAUGCAAGAGGCAACGGCAAGACAAGACUUUGGAGAUGGCGGGUCAUCACCAUCACCAUCACCAUCAUCAUCCCCACGCGCCUCCUCCACCGCCGCCGCCGCCGAGGAGAGUGGCCGUGCCGGUGCUGGUGCGCGACGGGAGGCCGUGUCAGAACUAUAACACGUCUUACACUGUCGGAGCUCCAAACCCGUACAGUUACAGCAGCUACCCGGCCUACAGCUACAACAACUCCGUGUACACCAACACUUAUUCUUGUACUUAUUCUCUGUCGCCCAACAACACUUCUGCUAACGCGUUUGUUAAUUUGGGGAACCUCGGUGCGCAGACGCAAACGCAGGCGCCCCAAGGACCAGUGGUCACACCGUGCCAAGGAGCCCUGCAGGGGAUCCGUGCGUGGUAGCGCAGGAGAGACUUCAGCAUGUCACCUAACACUGAGGAAGCAUUUUUCAAACCCCGUGUAACGGAUUAUGGCUGAGGAAACCUCUAAACCCACUGACUCAGACAAACCACACAGUGUUUGCGCAUUAUUUCUGAGCCACAUGUUUUUUUAAUAUUAUAAACCUGCUGUGUAAUGUUGAACUGGUGUAUUACAUGUUACUGAUGAGUAAAGAUGUUCGUGUAGAAACCCGUAAGCUCUGAAUGUGAUAUAUACGCAAAUAAAUAGAAAAAAAAUAAAAAAAAAAAGAAAGUAAACGUAAUGGAUUAACUUGACUUCAUGUAUUAUUGCGAUUCCUAUUAAUUGACAAUAUUAUACAGUACAGUUUUUUUGUAAUCGUU